Messenger RNA from Solanum pennellii, 2894 nucleotides. Its product is annotated as crossover junction endonuclease EME1B. The coding region runs from base 677 to 2563 and encodes 628 amino acids. The transcript is spliced from 13 exons. Lineage: Eukaryota; Viridiplantae; Streptophyta; Magnoliopsida; Solanales; Solanaceae. Gene Ontology annotation, biological process: DNA repair. The record is from RefSeq and is a predicted model, not a curated record. Gene Ontology annotation, cellular component: Holliday junction resolvase complex; nucleus. Gene Ontology annotation, molecular function: nuclease activity; DNA binding.
AUGGAGUGUAAUUAUGCAAACUUUGCUAUAGUAUACAAAUAUGAAUUUUUUGUUUGCUACAUGUGAAAGUUGCCCUUAGUAUUUUCACAUUUACUGUGUCUCAUAUGUAUGAGUAGAAUAUUAUAGACACCGAAGUUCAUAGCUAACUAGUUCAUAUGCUGGUGCAUCUUUCAAGUUACCUUGACAUGAUAAACAUAGUAAAGCAAGUCAUAUAUUGUAACUCAGUUAUCUCUAUACUCAUCUCAUCGAAUGUGAUAUCACUUGUUGAGUUAAGCCAAAACAAUAAUAUUAUUAACAUAUGUGUGUGUAUUACCUUUUUGACUAAGCCAAUGCAAUUCAUCUUAUAGAGAAUUUUCUUUUUCUUGUCAAAUACGCAUUUGAUAAUUUAUUCAUGCACACUCUAUUUAACGUCUUUCUUUUAUUUUACUUUGAGUAGAUAAAAAAUAUGUAAAUACCAUUCUUAAUGAAUUAAAAGUUUACCGAUAUAAAAAAUUAAAUAAACUAUUCAAUAUCAACAAAACAACUAUGAUUUUGAUUCGAUUUUAAACCCCAAAUCACACAAACUCCAAUUUUAAACCCCCAAAUCACGCACUCUUCUUUGGCUAAGCCUAUUUCCUUUCCCGCCCUAACACUGAAGCUUAAAACCCUCGAUCCUUCAAAUUCGAACUUCUCAAAAAUGUCUCAGCCGAUCUCCGUCGACGUUCUCUCCGAUGACGAAGACGACGGUGGCAACGGCGGAUAUGGUUACUCCUUCAAUCAGAACGAUACCAUUGAUCUAUCGACGCCGCUGACAAUUCCAUCCAAGAAGAAGCAAAGAACCGAAAAGUCUACUAAUUGGAACCCCACAGUUCUGGUAAUCGAAGAUGAUGAUGAGACGCCGUUUAGGCCUUCAAAGUUCACUCCUUCCUUCGUGGCUGAUACUCCCAUGUCUGAUUUAUCCAAACCUGAAGUCUCCUUUGUUAGAUGCUCAUUGGGUUCCUCUUCAAUUUCGGACCCUAAGUCUUCCUGUCUUGAUUUGACUCCAUCUAUGGUUGCUGAAACCCCAGCAUCAGAGCUUUCAAAAUAUAGUGUUCCGAUAGUCAGAUGCACCAAAGCUAAUGCUGAUUCAAAGAAUUGCUCUUCUUCAAUUAUAGACCACAACAAAGAUGGCGGAAUUGAUGGAGUAAUUUGUUUGGAGUCUGAUAAUGAAUCCGAGAAUAGUGGUUAUCAUGGUGCCUGGAAGGAGGAGAAGAAACUUUGUUCCACGGAGGCAGUUGUUAAGGAGACAGAAUGGAGCUCCAGACCUGUCGGGUCCACCUUUUCUCUUGGUAUUGACAAUUUUAUGCAAAUGCCAGAGGAUGUUUCUCAUCGAAAUUUGACUGAAGCCGGUCCUUCUGUGGACCAUGAUCAUCCUGACAAAGAGAAUGAUUCCUUGGAGCCAAACGAGGAGGCCUCAAAACCAAAAGGCAAAGGUAAAGGCAAUAGAAGUAACAAAAGCAGCGGGGAUGUAGCAACGGGGAAAAUGAGGAUGUCAAAGGAAGAACAGCUUCGCCUAAAGGAAGAAAAGAGAUAUCAGAAAGAGCAAGAGAAAUUGCAAAAGGCAGCCGAAAAGGCUGAAGCUGCUGAGCAGAAAAAGCUAGAAAAGGAAAUGCAGAAGUGGGAAAAGGGAAAGUUUGCACAUAAGUCUAUUGUAGCUCAAAUUGACACCAAAGUUGUGGAACUAGGUUCAAUUGGAGGCCAUUUGCUAACAAGGUUUGCGGAGAAAGGUCUUUCCUACCAAAUUAAAUCAAAUCCAAUUGAAAAGUCUAUUGUGUGGUCAAUGAGUGUCCCAGAGGAACUAUCUAAGAUCUCAUCUGAAGUUAUCGAUGUUCCAUAUGUAUUAUUCAUAUUUGAGGCCGAAGAGUUUUGCAACCUUGUGAAUAGCAAAUCAUUGAUGAGUCAUGUCUCCCGUGUCCAACGCCUUUAUCCUCUUCAUACAGUUUGUUAUCUCACAAACAAGCUUUUGGCAUAUAUCAACAAAAGGGAACAAGGACAAUACAAGGACCCUGCCAAUCAUACUGGUUGGAAACGACCACUUAUAGAGGAGGUUCUGUCAAAAUUAACAAUUAACUUUGUUAAGGUGCAUUCUAGGCACUGUGUUGAUGAAGCUGAAUUAGCUGAACAUGUAGCUGGGCUGACUUGCAGCUUAGCUUCUUGUCAGUUUAGAAACAAGUUAACAAGACUAUCUGUUAAUGCAAAUGGUUCUCUUAUUCCCAAGGAUUGCGUGGACAAGAACCAGAUAAAAAAGAGCCCAUGGCUGAAAGCAUUGGUGGCUAUUCCAAAGGUUCAGCCACGAUUUGCUAUUGCCAUAUGGAAGAAAUAUCCCACAAUGAAAUCUCUUUUGCGUGUUUACAUGGAUCCAAGUAAAUCGGUGCAUGAGAAAGAAUUUCUGCUUAAAGAUUUGAAAGUGGAAGGGAUGGUGUCAGAUGAUAGAAGAUUGGGAGAGAUUUGUUCAAAGAGAGUCUACAGAAUAUUGAUGGCUCAAUCUGGAAGCAGCAAGACAGAUGACAUCGAGUGUGGAGCUGAUUUCUUCAGUCAAUGCUGAAUGAUGUAUAAUCUUUUGUGACAUCGGUGGUGUUUGCCUAAUUUGUGCACACAUCGACCAAUUCAACAGACAUCUUGACAUGUAUCCAAGAAGGUAAUCUUGUCUACCAAGACUGGAGCAGAUCGACUCACAUCAAUUUUUGUUGUUGGAGUUUGGACUUGGAAUCUUCAUGUUGUUAGUCCAUUUUACGAUUGACUUGAACUCAAUGAUCUAAUAAUAUAUUACUUAGAAUUGUAUCCAGUAGGUUAUUUGCAUCAAGAUUAAGAUGCACAUGUUAAGAGAAUGCUUGAUUUAAUUUGUUUCUUAAUAUUGAAUUUUUGCAUUCUCUUAA